AUGAGGAGCGAACCGCUGGCCUGGGCCCCGGUCUCGGCCCAGGCGGCCUCGCUGCUGGAGGAGGCGGCAGAUCUGCUGGUGCUGCACCGGGACUUCGCCGCCGCCGUGGAGAGGUGUGAGGCGGGCUGCGACAGCCUGGGCCCCGGGACCGGCCCCGGCCCCGAGAGUUCUGCGGACGUGAAAUGCUCCCUUUGUGUUGUGGGGAUUCAGGCGCUCGCUGAGAUGAACCGGUGGAGAGAAGUUCUGUCUUGGGUCCUACAAUAUUACCAUGUCCCCGAACAUCUUCCUCCAAAAGUUCUGGAGCUGUGUAUCCUGUUAUACAGCAAAGUGAGAGAGCCCCAGGUGAUGCUGGAGGUUGGCAGUAGCUGGCUGAGAGACCAAACCAACAAGAGCCUCCCUGAGUACGGUUUGUUGUUGGAGCUCUAUCUAUCACAUGUGUUGCUUCCACUUGGCCGGUUUGAGGGGGCAGAAGAGCUUGUACGUGGCUGUGAUGUUUUUGACAGCAAGCAGCAGCUAGCAUUUCUUGGGACCAUUUGUGAAAGCCGGUGUCAUUGGACUCAACAGGAAGAGAUGCACUUGGCAGCUGAAGAGCAGCAAGGCGCAGCAACAGAAAGUGUUUUGGGUGCUCUGUCUGAAAAGAUCUUGACCAUGUUGACAUUGCUACGUAGAGCACUGAGGUCCAUGUCUAGCCAGUUCUAUUUACUUCCUUACAAAAAGAUGCUCUUGGCUACUUUUCUGCUGUACCUGGUGGUGGUGAGAUUAGACCCAGCUUCUCCCACAUCACUGCCAUUCAUUUACAAACUGGUCCAGCUCUUCCGACAGGCUUGGGCAGCUGUGUUUUCUCCAAUUCAUAGGCGUCCAAUUCAAGACUAAGCAUCUUCCAUCAGAAUGAGUUUUUCUCUGCUGGUGUAAAACUGUCAGCUUGUCUUGAGGAUGUUAUCAGGCUCUUCAAGGACUGUGAAAUGGGUGUCCUACUUGAGAGGACCACCCGUGAACUCCUGUGUUGUAAUAACGUUUGUUUCUUCAGAUUGGGGGGUGAUAUAUGAAUUUUGAAACCAUGCCAAGUAUUUCUGACAUUUUGCUUGGCUCUCAGCACUGUUCUAUCCAACACUAGGGUAAAGGCUCUCUUUCUGUAAACUACAACUGAAUAAGAAUUCUCCUUUUCAAACACUUUGCUUCAGAUGUAGCUCUUGAGUGAGGGUUGUGUAGCCAGUUACAAACUGUGGAAGAAGGCUCCAUCCUUGCAAAUGCUGGACAGUUCUGGAGGCAUUACUGUAAAAGGCAAUGGACUACCAGUAAUUAGGGCUAUAUUCUGUUUUGCCUGAAGACAUCUGAAAAGCCCAGUUCCUGCAGCAUGGAUUUAGGACAAGCAUGUGAAAGAAAAACACUGAAGAAAUUGAAGCCUGUUGCAUUUUGAAGGCCAUGGAUUCUCUUGUGACUGAUGCCUCCUUAUACAGGCACUCUUGAUUUUAGUCAUAUUUAAGCCAGAAAGCCAAGGUGGUUGGCUGUAAAGACUACUGUACUGCACCUACUUUUCUUAAAUGCAAAUUACAGCACUUCAUGCAUGCCUAAUGCACAGUAAUUCUUAGGAGCAGGUAGUGGUGGUAAGGAAAUAGAUAUAUUUUUUUUUAAAACUAUAUUCUGUAUUAUUGUCUAGUUGAACAACUGAAGUUGUUGUGUUGUUUUACACUUUCCCUACCUCUUGCUUUGUUUAUGUAGAUGUCAAAAAGUCUCCUUAUGUCUAGAAUUGCCCUCCCUGCCCCCAGUAUCUGAAAUCCUGGGUUACAUGGGAGCCAUUUAGCAAUCCUCUGUCAUUGAGAACAAAAACUUAGUAGGUAGAAAAAGAUACUUCUGUGAUAUCCCAAAACCUUUCCCAGAUCUGUGGCAAGAAAAUUACUAUCUUUGUAGAAGAUUUGUCACCAGACUGACCCCAUUCCUGACCACUUGGAUCAGAAAUUGGAGCUUUGGAGUAGAACAUUAAUUUCUUAUCUAUCUGUCUAUCUAUCUAUCUAUCUAUCUAUCUAUCUAUCUAUCUAUCUAUCUAUCUAUCCAUCAGUCGUUGCUUGACAAAGGGUGAGUUCCAAAGGGGAGAGCACUUGCUCUCAUACUGCUUUCACUGGAACAAACUUGUGUGCUGGAGAAGACAAGUUAAAGGGAAGGAGCAUGUGUGGCAAACAAGUAGUCCGCCAUCCCAACAUCUGUGCCUAAAGGAUUCAGACUGACUGACAUCAGCCCAAACUACAAAAUGUUGAACAAAGCAGCCUUUUUGGUGGGCAAAUUCUAUCUAGCAAACCCAACCUGUGAAAAGCAGCCAAUAUAGAUCCUACUGUGGUGUCUUAACAACAGUAUUCCCCUUCAGGUUGUUCCUUUGUCUCCAGCAGUAGCCAUACACUGAGUUGGUGCCUGUUUUUUCCACACGGAUGACAGCCUGUUGGUGCCUUCAAACUGUGUGCAGUCUGUUGCUUUGCUAUCUGCCAGGAUGCUUUGAAAACAGUCUGCAUCUUCACUACUAAAAAUAGUUCUGUGUCUGUUUCUUCUUGGAUUAUCCCAGUAGAACACUCCAAUAUUAGCGUUGGGUAGACGGGGGCAGGUCAUUCAUAAAUGCGGUAAUGACCUUGCCUUAUUGUCUCAGAGGAAAAAUCAAAACAAUCCCAUGCCCGUUCCCAAAGUCUUUGUCUCUGCUAGGACUUUACACCAGGAUAAAUAAGAGCUAUUUCUUAUAUACUUUGCGCACAUAGGGGAGAGCUGCUCUUGAUAUUGCUAGAUGGUUCUUGUAAUCCAACUAUACGUGUAUCUACAACUCUGCAUCCAGCAGUUGAUGGGAAACAGAAUAAAGCAUAAAAGCUCUGUCUGAGCUUUCAAGAAAUGAUUACUGGCCCCCUACUUUGCAAAGCCUCACUUUAAAUGCUUUGUAAGCCAGCUAAUGAAAUAGCAAACUUCACUCUGAAGUCAGGUCAAAUUCACACCAAAUUGACUGCUUAGGUAACAACCAUUUUUUGCUCCCAUAUUGUACUAACAUUUUUAGUUAGAUGGCAGAGCUGCAUUUUGGGAGUUGGGACAGGGUCUGGGCAGGCCAUACAUUAUGUUUAGAAUGCUCUUAAAUGUCAAAGUCAUUCACUUACCAGGACUUUAACACUGAACUUGAUCAAGUGUAGGUUGACAACCUUCACUUUUUUUGAGUACUACUGAUUUUGCAUUUGUAUUGUACUUAUUGUUUCAUUACAUACAGUACAUACUAUUGUAUUCAUGAGAGGGAAAGAAGGCAGAAAAAAGCUAUCAGUUUUUUGCAAUUAAAACUGCAAUAUUGAGUUUUCACAAUAAAGUGACUACUGAUUUACCUCU
Messenger RNA from Athene cunicularia (burrowing owl), 3342 nucleotides. It is a transcript of the gene PEX26, whose product is annotated as peroxisomal biogenesis factor 26. Lineage: Eukaryota; Metazoa; Chordata; Aves; Strigiformes; Strigidae. The transcript is spliced from 5 exons. Gene Ontology annotation, molecular function: ATPase binding; protein-containing complex binding. Gene Ontology annotation, cellular component: peroxisomal membrane; peroxisome. Bases 1 to 873 code for a protein of 290 amino acids. The record is from RefSeq and is a predicted model, not a curated record. Gene Ontology annotation, biological process: protein import into peroxisome membrane; protein import into peroxisome matrix.